AUGGCCAUCUCGCCUUCUCCGUUUGCGGCCGUGGCCUUUGAGGCUCUCUGGGCCAAAUUGAACAAUGCCGCCCCGCGCCCGCUGACGUACUUUGCCGAAAAGCUGUCGACCGACGUCAAAUCGGUGGAGCACAAAAAGUUCCCGCUGUUUGUGACGUGGAACACGGUCGAGGCCUCCGGCGAGCACGACCUGCGGGGAUGCAUCGGCACGUUUGCUCCCAUGGAGCUGGAAAAGGGCCUGUCUCGAUUCGCCAUUGAAAGCGGGCUCCACGAUACCCGGUUUGCGCCCAUUAGCAAGUCCGAGCUGCCCAGCCUGGAGUGCGAAGUCACGUUGCUCUCCAACUUCACCAAGGCCAACGAUAUCUGGGACUGGACCGUGGGAGAACACGGAAUCCGAAUUGCUUUCGACUACCGAGGCUCGGACUACGGAGCCACCUUCCUGCCCCAUGUGGCCUCGGAGUACAACUGGACCCAGAGACAGACUUUGGAGCAGCUGGUGCGAAAGGCCGGAGCUCGAGCCAAGCUGGACGAUCUCGACAUUGAGCUGACCAGGUACGACGGCAAGGUGUACUCCAUUAACUGGGAGCAGUACAAGAAUCUUUAA
Molecule: messenger RNA, 603 nt
Organism: Yarrowia lipolytica CLIB122
Lineage: Eukaryota; Fungi; Ascomycota; Dipodascomycetes; Dipodascales
Source: RefSeq, a predicted model, not a curated record